Trichoderma citrinoviride is the source of this 594-nucleotide messenger RNA. Its product is annotated as v-snare-like protein. The coding region runs from base 1 to 594 and encodes 197 amino acids. The record is from RefSeq and is a predicted model, not a curated record. Gene Ontology annotation, biological process: endoplasmic reticulum to Golgi vesicle-mediated transport. Gene Ontology annotation, cellular component: membrane; Golgi apparatus. NCBI's taxonomy places the organism in Eukaryota, Fungi, Ascomycota, Sordariomycetes, Hypocreales, Hypocreaceae. Gene Ontology annotation, molecular function: SNAP receptor activity. The transcript has 5 exons.
AUGAAGCUUCACUACAUCGGCAUCCUCCGCAACGACACCCAGCCCGCACACGAACUCGUCGCCGAGAAGGAGCUGAGCGCAUACUCGCGCUUCACACGCCAAAACUAUGGCGAAUUCAUGACGCUCUUCGCAAAGACCGUCGCCGAGCGCACCCGUCCCGCCCAACGACAAGAUGUCGAAGAACAAGACUACACCUUCCACGCCUACGGCCGCACCGAGGGCAUCUGCGGCAUCAUCAUCUCCGACCACCAGUACCCCGCCCUCGUCGCGCACCAGCUCCUCAGCAAGGUCGUCGACGAGUUCCUCGCCAAGCACCCGCGCUCCUCGUGGGCCACCGGCGAGCCCGUCCUGCCCUUCCCCGAGCUCAGGGACUACCUCGCCAAGUACCAGGACCCCCAGCAGGCCGACAGCAUCAUGAAGAUCCAGAAAGAGCUCGACGAGACCAAGAUUGUGCUGCACAAGACCAUUGAGAGCGUCCUGCAGAGGGGGGAGAAGAUUGACGAUUUGGUGGCCAAGAGCGAUGGGCUGAGUGCGCAGAGCAAGAUGUUUUAUCAGCAAGCCAAGAAGCAGAAUUCCUGCUGCGUGUUGAUGUAG